Messenger RNA from Hyaloscypha bicolor E, 1575 nucleotides. RefSeq names its product phosphoglycerate mutase-like protein. NCBI's taxonomy places the organism in Eukaryota, Fungi, Ascomycota, Leotiomycetes, Helotiales, Hyaloscyphaceae. Gene Ontology annotation, molecular function: acid phosphatase activity. Bases 1 to 1575 code for a protein of 524 amino acids. The record is from RefSeq and is a predicted model, not a curated record. The transcript is spliced from 2 exons.
AUGUUGCCCUCACGCAAAGCUAAUGAUGCGCACAAGUACCAGCCUGUGUCUUCUUCGGAGCACGAGACUCAAGAUCAUCAAGUUCAACGGCAUCACAGCAUUGAAGAUCCAGCUGCUUUAGACCUGGACCGGCACCUGGAAUCUUUCAAGAAAAAGAAUAGAAAAAGAACAACUUUUAUAGUGAUGGGCGCUAUUGGGUUCUUCCUCUUCUUAUACUGGGCUAUUGCAGGCUCAAGUCAACGUUUAUCUCCAUCAUGUGACUCCGUUGACCUCGGUUUCCGAUGCCAACCACACAUCUCACAGUUCUGGGGUCAAUACUCCCCCUAUUUCAGCAUAUUAUCAGAAAUUCCCACCGGUGUGCCUGAUCAGUGCCAAAUCACCUUUGCUCAGAUCCUCUCCCGUCAUGGUGCUAGAGAUCCUACUUCCUCAAAGACGACCAAGUACGCGCAGCUAGUUGAUCGCAUCCACUCAAACGCAACAGCUUACGGAGCUGGUUACUCUUUCAUCAAGGACUACGAUUACGACCUGGGUGCGGACCAGCUCUCCAUUUUCGGCCAGCAGCAGAUGAUCAACUCGGGAAUCAAGUACUACGAACGAUACCAGGCGCUCGCCAAAGACAUUACCCCUUUCGUCCGCUCCUCCGGCCAGGAUCGAGUCGUAGAGUCCGCGAGGAACUGGACUCAAGGUUUCCACGACGCUCGUAUCAAAGACAAAAGAUCUAAAUCUGAGAAAGACGACUACCCCUACCCCAUACUCGUCAUCUCUGAAGACACUGGGUCAAACAACACCCUCGACCACGGCCUCUGCAAUGAGUUCGAAUCAGGCUUCGACUCCACGAUUGGGGACAGCGCCCAAGCAACUUGGGUCUCAAUCUUCACCCCCUCAAUCACAGACCGCCUAAACGAAAAUCUCCCAGGAGCAAAUAUCACCAACGCGGAAACAAUUAAUAUGAUGGAUCUCUGCCCCUUCAAUACUGUAGCCGAUUUACACGGCUUUAUCUCUCCAUUCUGCGCCCUAUUCACAGAAGAUGAAUGGCAUGCCUACGAUUACUACCAAUCUCUCGGAAAGUACUACAGCUAUUCCUGGGGUAAUCCGUUGGGAGCAACACAGGGUGUGGGAUUUACCAACGAGUUGAUUGCUCGAUUGACAAAUACGCCCGUUGACGACCAUACUUCUACCAACUCGACACUAGAUGAUUCGAGACAGACAUUCCCGAUAGGAGGGAAGACAGUUCUGUAUGCAGAUUUCAGUCACGAUAACGACAUGACUGGGAUUUUCAGCGCAAUGGGAUUGUACAAUGAGACGGCGCCACUACUGAACACCACUGUAGAGAGCGUGGAAAGCACGAACGGGUAUUCGGCUGCUUGGACCGUGCCGUUUGCUGCGAGGGCGUACUUUGAGAAGAUGAGCUGCGUAGGUACUUCUGAGGAGUUUGUGAGGAUUGUUGUGAAUGAUCGGGUUCUUCCUUUGAAAACUUGUGGUGGCGAUUACUUGGGGCGCUGUACGCUCAGCAACUUUGUGGACAGUUUGAGCUUCGCGAGGGAAGGGGGAGAUUGGGGCAAGUGUUUCGUGUAG